CCAACCCUGUUAGAAACGUUUCAUCUCUAACUGCGAUAAUAAGGAAACGUACGCCAGCUGAUUUUAGAGAUUUCGACAUUAUUUUAACUUUGUAUAACACACACCAAGGAAAUUAAGAAAUUUAAAAUGUUCAAGGAUGAUCGGGAAUUGGACUUGUCCAAUGCGGGAAGAGGUGUUUGGCUGGUUAAAGUACCGAAAUAUAUUGCUCAGAAAUGGUCAAAAGCUCCUUCAAAUAUGGAUGUGGGAAAAUUGCGUAUAAGUAAAACACCGGGACAAAAGGCGCAAGUGUCCUUAUCGCUUACACAAGCUGUAGUUAACGUGGAUCCUGAAGAGAAAAUUCCUACUGAACAUAUAUUAGAUGUUUCUGUGGUGACCAAACAGACAUUAGGUGUGUUUUCUCAUGUUAUGCCACCGGAGUCAACUAACAUGAGUAAUGGCAAGGAAAAGGAACCUCAUCCGAUUAGUGACGCGGAAAAGCUGUAUAUGGAAGGUCGUAUUGUUCAAAAGUUGGAGUGUCGACCUAUUGCCGACAAUUGCUAUAUGCAAUUAAAACUUGAAUCAAUUCGAAGAGCAUCGGUGCCACAACGCAAAGUACAACCCAUAGACAAAAUAGUACAAAACUUUAAGCCUGUUAAAGACCACGCACACAAUAUUGAAUACCGGGAACGAAAGAAAGCUGAAGGAAAGAAAGCCCGUGAUGACAAAAAUUCUGUCAUGGACAUGCUCUUUAAUGCAUUCGAAAAACAUCAGUACUAUAAUAUUAAAGAUUUGGUGAAAAUAACCAAACAGCCCAUAGGUUAUCUCAAAGAAAUUCUCAAAGAGGUGUGUGACUACAACAUGAAGAAUCCCCACAAAAACAUGUGGGAGCUAAAAAAAGAAUAUCGUCAUUAUAAGAGUGAAGAAAAAAAAGAUGAUGGAAAAGUUCUAACAGACAGCGAUUCGGAUUAAGAGAAAAAAGUGUUAUUCAAAGUAAAUAGGUGUUUAUUUUUAUUAAUAAAAAGUUUUCUUUUAUUACAUUACAA
Messenger RNA from Rhagoletis pomonella (apple maggot), 1022 nucleotides. RefSeq names its product general transcription factor IIF subunit 2 (gene TfIIFbeta). The transcript has 2 exons. NCBI's taxonomy places the organism in Eukaryota, Metazoa, Arthropoda, Insecta, Diptera, Tephritidae. Gene Ontology annotation, biological process: transcription initiation at RNA polymerase II promoter; transcription by RNA polymerase II. Gene Ontology annotation, cellular component: transcription factor TFIIF complex. The record is from RefSeq and is a predicted model, not a curated record. Bases 127 to 948 code for a protein of 273 amino acids.